AUGAGUAGACCAGGAGAAACAGUAGAGGAGACGGAGAGGAGGAUGUUGGAGGAAUUAAGACAAAGCUUGGGACCAUUGCCUGGUGCAAUUGAUACCCCCGAAGGAUCAACUCAAGGCGAUGAUUUCUAUCCACCCCUGCCUUUUGAACCACCUCCCCAACAAACCGGACUACCAGAACCACCAGCGGUGAGGACAGGUUCCGAAGAUUCGGGACAGACCCCACGACCAAGGGAAGGGAACACAGGAGGUAGGCUAAGUUCGGCCGGGAGCGAAGUAGUAGGAGGAACUGAGGAGGAGGUCACAACACAGAAGAUGAUGCUGGCAAUAAUGAACAUGAUGAUGGAGAUGAAUAAGGAUAUGAUAGCAGAGAGGAAGCGUCGAGAGGGGCAGGAGAAGAAGAAGGAACAGGAGACGGUUGGGGGAAUAAUAGAGGGCGUGCAGCCUAAGGGCACGAACGGGGGAAGGGCGAUACCAACGGAUGUAGACGAACUAAAUCGUCGUUGGCCGAGACCCAGUGCUGAUGAGGUUUUAAAGCGUCGAGAGGAAGGGAAGUGUACUGGAUGUGGAGAGAGAGGGCAUUAUAACCAGGAUUGUCCUGUAAUAGCGGCGAAGGUCAAAGCAGGGAUCAUCCCCUUGCGAUCUUUUGGACAAAAUGCUGGAGGAGAAGGGAGAUUUAGCACGGGGGGGAACGCCGUCCCUCUUGGGGACAGGAAGAAGAUCAAUGCUGUCGGAAGGGAGGAAGCAUGUGUUGAAGAGCGGGGGAUGGACGAGGAGGAAAAAGAUGGGGACCCGUCGCGGUAG
Messenger RNA from Tremella mesenterica DSM 1558, 801 nucleotides. RefSeq lists its product as uncharacterized. Gene Ontology annotation, molecular function: nucleic acid binding; zinc ion binding. The record is from RefSeq and is a predicted model, not a curated record. The coding region runs from base 1 to 801 and encodes 266 amino acids. NCBI's taxonomy places the organism in Eukaryota, Fungi, Basidiomycota, Tremellomycetes, Tremellales, Tremellaceae. The transcript has 2 exons.